UCCGAGAGAUGGCAAAUGAUAGAACGAAACUAUGGAAACGGCUGCUCGUUGCCUCAUUCUUCGUCGGCUUCGCUUCGUGUCUCUUUACGCGCAAGACAUUCGCCGUCUUCAUCCCGCUUCUCAUCCACGACCUGCAGUGGCGCGAGAGCAACAUCGGAGCCAUAUCGAGCUCGUUCGUCAUCGGAUUCGCACUCAGCCAAGUCGCACUCAGCACGCUACCCAACAGAAUAAGCCUCCGAUGGGUUUACACCGUCUGCGUGCUCGGCAGCGGUUUGAUAAACAUUCUGCUUGGCCUGUUUCAUCAUUCUCUGUUGUCGUUUGGCGCCUUGUGGCUUGUUAACGGUUUCUUUCAAGGCUUCGCUUGGCCUUCCAUCGUACGGAUGACGACAGCGUGGUAUUCGGCUGACGAACGUGGAAAGAUAUUAGGAAUAGCCGGAGUCGGCGGGAAUCUAGCGGGCAUGAUGGCUCCUGCUGUUUUCCAGUUUCUUGCUAUUUGGUUCCGCGGAUGGCGGCAGGUAUUCGUCAUAACAGGAGUUUGUAGUGUAGUGAUAUCCGGGAUUGUGGCGGUGAUUACCAGAGGAUCUCCGGCGGAGGUUUUGAAAAAUGUUUCAAACGAUGCGCAUGCGCACAAGAAAGAGCAAUCAAAAUUAAGUGAAACGACGAAACGGACUUCGAUGAAAACUGUCUUCACGAGUGGUCUGUUUUGGGUCAUGUGUCUGUCGCACCUGCUGUGUAAUUUCGCCAAGUGUGUUCUUUGCGACUGGACACAGCUGUACUUGAUUCAAGACAAGAAAUGGGAUCAGGAGCAAGCUAUCCUGACACUGGGGGCAUAUGAGUUGGGCGGUGUGGUUGGCUGUCUACUUGUUGGCUUUCUUGCCGAUUGUCUUAUGAAGAGGGUGGAUGAUAUGCUCAAUUUGUAACGUGAAUGUAUUGAACAGCAUGUAUCUGAUUAGUAUGAGAGUAUGGGUUCGUACGCGAGGCUACCGAUUGUCAUCGCAUUUUCUUCAGCAGCAAUGGUAGCACUGCAACUGUUUCGAGAUGCUCAAGGGCAAC
Corticium candelabrum is the source of this 1053-nucleotide messenger RNA. RefSeq names its product probable hexose phosphate transport protein. The record is from RefSeq and is a predicted model, not a curated record. The transcript has 2 exons. NCBI's taxonomy places the organism in Eukaryota, Metazoa, Porifera, Homoscleromorpha, Homosclerophorida, Plakinidae. Bases 9 to 920 code for a protein of 303 amino acids. Gene Ontology annotation, molecular function: glucose 6-phosphate:phosphate antiporter activity. Gene Ontology annotation, biological process: glucose-6-phosphate transport; phosphate ion transmembrane transport.